AUGGCCCCUCCGCGCCAACGCACCACCGCAAUCGUGGACGACUCCAGGUCCGAAGCUUCAAGCGGCACGCGAGAGUUCAACAAAGCGACCACGAAUAAACGGAAAACAGGAGCAAACAAGGACAAAGCACCCGUGACCAGUGCACCAGCCAACGCCGACGUCACAGACGAACAACCAAGGGUCCCCUGGUCCGACCUCCCUCUCGAAAUCCUCCACUCCUAUCGGCACGCCCACAAACUCUCCACACCAAGCGCCUACUCAAAUGAUUACUCCCGAAUCGUCCUGUCGCAGGGAAUCGGCCUGCGCUCACCAACAGCGCUCGCCGCUCGCCGUGCGCAGUCCCAGUCCCAGUCCUCCUCCAAUCGAGAUAAAUCAAAUCACACCUCGCGCGAUGGCACAUCCAGCGAUGACGCCCCAUUGCACAAAAUCACCGGACAAGACCGCGUCAGCAAAGACCAGUUUGCGCUCGUCGUGCGGAAACACUUCAACAGCGCCGGGAUGUCGGAACAAGAGAGCAUUGCUCAGUUUCUGUAUACCGUCCGCGAAGAGCGACGGGGGCGACAGUUUCGCCUGCGGUUUCAGCCGUAG
Messenger RNA from Penicillium waksmanii, 588 nucleotides. Its product is annotated as histone deacetylase complex subunit SAP30 Sin3-binding domain-containing protein. The record is from RefSeq and is a predicted model, not a curated record. Lineage: Eukaryota; Fungi; Ascomycota; Eurotiomycetes; Eurotiales; Aspergillaceae. The coding region runs from base 1 to 588 and encodes 195 amino acids. Gene Ontology annotation, biological process: regulation of DNA-templated transcription. Gene Ontology annotation, cellular component: histone deacetylase complex. Gene Ontology annotation, molecular function: transcription coregulator activity; protein binding. The transcript is spliced from 2 exons.